UUUUUCAAGUCAUUUCAACGCUAACUUGUGGAGUUAAAACGGGUUCAACUAACUGAGGUUAGCGGUCGAGAGAGAGCUAACUCGUGGUGCCUUCACGCUUAGUUAAAACGUUGUAUUCACCUGCUAAAGAUGAAUCUUGUCCGCAUUUCGAGAGGUAUACUGAGCUCUGUGUAUUUUACUACAAGACAACUGCAAGUAUCUGGUCAUAAAUGCCUGAGGUUAAGCCAUUACACCAAACAUCUCAAGCCGUGGAUUCACAGAGGAUUCUCCAGCAUGUCUCACACCGGCCCCCCCGUUGUCUCCGUGCACCCCUCUCGGGCUAUGGUGGACGAGGCGUUCAAAGUGCAGGUGGAGAAUCUGCCUCUAGGAUCUCCAGUGACCCUUCACUCCGUCCACCAGUCCGAGGACAAGGACUACUGGGAGGCCUUCGGGCACUACUUCAGUGAUCACAGAGGCACUGUUUCUGUUGCAGAUGAUUUGAGUUGUGGGGGAACUUACACAGGGAAAGAAGCCAUGGGAUUGUUGUGGAGUAUGCGUCCUGUCCCAGGCAGCCGGGAAGGCCUCAGGUUGAGAAAGUUGAACGUGUGCAUCCCUCAGCUAGUCAACAUCUCGGUGUACAGUGGACAUGUUGGGGGGGGCUUCAGGGAGCAGGAUCCUCUGGCCUCCGUGCUCACAGAGAGAUGGUACAUGGCUCCGGGGGUCCGGAGGAUCGGCAUCAAAGAGAAAGGAGUGAGAGGGACCCUGUUCAUACCCCAUGGGCCAGGCCCCUUCCCCGGCCUGUUGGAUAUGUGGGGGGGCGGCGGGGGGCUGCUGGAAUAUCGUGCAGCCUUGCUGGCGUCUCACGGUUAUGCUUCUAUGGCGCUGGAGUAUUUUAACUCUGCAGAGGUUAACACAGCAGAGUUAGAGCUCACCUAUUUUGAGACAGCGUUUAAUAUCGUCAGGGACCAUCCUCAGGUGAUGUCGGACAGAGUUGGACUUUUUGGACUGUCCCUCGGCUCGAUCGUGAGCAUCUCCUUGGCAGCUUGGAGCAGCGUCGUCAAGCCUCGUUGCUGUGUUUGCAUUAGUGGCAACCACACAUAUGCACGUGGGGGGACCAUUGGAGGUGUUUUCAAUGAGUUCUUCAAGAACUUACACAAGGUGCGCAUGGAUGAGAACAACUAUGAGAUUUGGCGAGGUAUGGGCCUACCGAUUCCUGAUGAUAUCUCACAGAAAGUGGACGUUGGGAAAAUAAAUUGUCCGAUAUUGUUGGUGAACGGCAAUGAUGAUCAAAACUGUCCCACAGUGGAGUCUGCUGAGGAUAUGGCACAGAUGAUGCGUGCAGCAGGAAACGAGCACCUGCUGACGAGACUUAAAUACCCGGAUGCUGGACAUCUGAUUGAGCCGCCCUACUCCCCUCACUUCAGAGCUACUAAGUUUUUAAAGGAUGGACAGAAAGUGAUUUUGCUGUGGGGAGGAACAACCAAACCCCAUUCAGAUGCUCAGGAAGACUCCUGGAAAAAGAUCUUCGCUUUCCUGGAGCAGAAUAUGUACUCCAGUUCUGAUCCCAGAGCAAAGUUGUGACGGAUUACACAAAUCAUUCCCACAAAACAUCCUUCUUUGUGACGAGGUCAUGUUAACUACCUUUAACAUGAAGACAUGACUGGUUCUUCAAUGUGUUGACCAAUUCCUCUGAUGGAUUGAAGAACAAAUCAAAUGUUAUUACUUUGAAUUAUCACAUUAGGUUGUGCCUUUGAUCAAAUUGUGCCUCUAACAUGUGCCAUAAUGUGAAUGAAUAUAGGUUGUGAAUGUGUCAGAAAAUGUAUGUUAUUAUAAAUUGUACAUGAUAUUAAAUACAAAAAGAUGAUACUA
Molecule: messenger RNA, 1848 nt
Organism: Trematomus bernacchii (emerald rockcod)
Lineage: Eukaryota; Metazoa; Chordata; Actinopteri; Perciformes; Nototheniidae
Product: acyl-coenzyme A thioesterase 1-like
Exons: 11
Coding region: 130-1560 (476 amino acids)
Biological process (GO): acyl-CoA metabolic process; fatty acid metabolic process
Molecular function (GO): fatty acyl-CoA hydrolase activity
Source: RefSeq, a predicted model, not a curated record